UUUGCAGAGCCGAAAAUGGCCGACGGAGAAGAAGAUCAGAGGGACGAGAGAUCGAGCGGUAUCAAAGUGUACGGGCUGCAAUUCGUCUACGACGGACAACCGCCACUCUUCGCGGAAUUCAACCUCGACAUCUCGCCGGGAUCUCGAUGCCUUCUCGUCGGCGCCAAUGGAUCUGGGAAGACGACUUUGCUGAAGAUUCUGGCGGGUAAGCAUAUGGUCGGAGGAAGAGAUGUUGUGCAGGUGUUGAAUGGCUCGGCUUUUCACGACACUCAUCUGGUUUGUAGCGGCGAUUUGGCCUAUUUGGGAGGAUCUUGGAGUAAAACCGUUGGCUCUGUUGGAGAGAUUCCGCUCCAGGGAGACUUCUCUGCUGAACAUAUGAUAUUUGGAGUUGAAGGGGCUGAUCCUGUUAGGAGGGAGAGGCUUAUUGAGCUGCUUGAUAUUGACCUGCGAUGGCGAAUGCAUAAAGUAUCGGAUGGGCAGCGGCGUCGUGUCCAAAUCUGCAUGGGACUUCUUCAACCUUUUAAGGUUCUUUUGCUAGAUGAGGUAACAGUCGACUUGGAUGUUGUUGCUAGGCUGGACUUACUCAAUUUCUUCAAGGAAGAAUGUGAUGAGAGAGGAGGGACAAUAGUAUAUGCAACCCAUAUCUUUGAUGGGUUGGAGACAUGGGCAACACAUCUGGCCUACAUCCAAGACGGUGAGCUUAGAAGGGCUGAGAAGUUAUCAGAGAUUGGCGAGUUGAAGAAUUCAGCCAACCUUCUAUCUGUUGUUGAGUCGUGGCUCCGUUCUGAAAUUAAGCUGGAAAAGAAAAAACCCGUCAACCCUCCUGCUGCCCAAAUCCAAAAGACCUCACCUUUUGGUACCUCUCCUUUUGUCUCAUCUAGACACAUGGCAUACUACCGUUGAUUUAUAGAACAACCUGUUGCAGAUAAAACUCUGUUCCAAUGUAGUUUUUUGUCUGUGUUUUGUGUAAUUCAUCUUGUAAUUUUCCUUUUAAAAAAUGUAGAAAUAAGGAAAGCAGUAGUUCAAGCUUAAUGAUUUCAAUUACAUAUCUCUUACCGACAGUGUCAAAUUAGUCGUAUCAUAAAACCUGAAUACUAGAACGUUUGUCUCAAUUUGACAUUGUACUCAAGCUUAUUCUCACUCUAUUAGAUUGUUCAUUUUAUUUA
Messenger RNA from Morus notabilis, 1166 nucleotides. RefSeq names its product ABC transporter I family member 19. The transcript has 6 exons. Gene Ontology annotation, molecular function: ATP hydrolysis activity; ATP binding. The record is from RefSeq and is a predicted model, not a curated record. NCBI's taxonomy places the organism in Eukaryota, Viridiplantae, Streptophyta, Magnoliopsida, Rosales, Moraceae. The coding region runs from base 16 to 903 and encodes 295 amino acids.